UGGUGGGAGGCAGCCCCCGGCGGAGCCCGGCCGCACGCCAUGCCCUGGAGCGUCCGCUGGGUCGGCGGCUGCGGCGCCCAGUCCCAGAAGCAGUGCAAGAAAUCCUCCUUCGCCUUCUACCAGGCGGUGCGGGACCUGCUGCCCGUCUGGUUCCUGGAGGACAUGCGGACCAUGGAGGUGUUCCACUGGGAGGACGGGGGCAAGGUGAGCGUCUACUCGCCCUCGGAGGCGCUGCUCUACGCGCUGGUGCACGACCACCAGCCCUACGCCCGGCACCUGCUCACUAAGUUCCCCCAGAGCGCCCUGGCCGUGCCCAGCCAGAGCUUCAGCUGCUGCCAGUCGGCCCCGCACCUGGCCAUGGCCGUGCGCUACAACCGCGUCCGGGUGCUCUUCCGAAUCCUCAAGGCCAUCCAGACCUUGCCGCCGGCGGACAGAGCCGCCCACCUGGACCGGCAGGGCUGCAGCCGCGUGGAGGGCGGCAAGACAGCGCUGCACACGGCCUGCGAACUGGUGCGGCCCGAGUGCCUGCUGCUGCUGCUGGGGCACGGCGCGGCGCCCUGCCUGCGGGACAGCGCCGGGAACACCCCCCUGGACACCCUGCUGCAGCAGAUCUCCCACACGCCCGCCGCCAACAUGCGUGCCAAGCUCCUCUGCCUCGACUGCCUCUUCUUCUUCGUGCCUCAGGACCUCGAGUUUGCAAUGAAACAGCAACUGUUGGACAACCGGCGGCAGUGGCAGGAGCUCCUGGGAGAGAGCAGGUUCCAGUGCCUGGUGGGCUUAGCUCCCCCGUCGCUGUUUGUCGGAGCCAUGCGUGUCUUGAUCAGGACCAUUGCACCUGAGCACUUCCCAGAGGCUCUGGAUAAUCUGCCUCUGCCUCAUUUUCUAAAGCCUUUGGACUUGAAACUGGAGAGCUAGAGGGGUGGUACGAGAGCCUCCUGCUCACCUGACAGAAAUAGACUUGUGCUAAAAAUGUAUCAUUAUACAAAGCUGCUAAUGCAGUGGCCAAGUAUCUGUUUUACUGAGAACAGUAUUUUUUAAAAGAAUUGUAUCUGGCACUUUAAAAUAUAUUUUAUUUAAAGAUCCUUGUGGUGAGGUGAGGGCCAUGCUGCAUUUUAUAAAGAUGUUCUAUGGCAUGUACAAAUGAGGGUUUGGGGAAGGAUAUAUUUGUAAAUACAUCCGAAUAAACCGGUGGCAGAUGUGAUCAAAAUACAAAACAAGCAACUGAAAA
Molecule: messenger RNA, 1228 nt
Organism: Melospiza melodia melodia
Lineage: Eukaryota; Metazoa; Chordata; Aves; Passeriformes; Passerellidae
Gene: ANKRD9
Product: ankyrin repeat domain 9
Exons: 1
Coding region: 40-915 (291 amino acids)
Molecular function (GO): protein binding
Source: RefSeq, a predicted model, not a curated record